UCACAUAUGCCACUUCCUGGUGGGAUUUCUCGGGAGAAUGCAACGCUGCAUCAAAGAUGGCUUAUUAUCGACUAUCGUUUUGUUCAUUUAGGUUAAACAUUGUGAAGGCAUAGGAGCUAUAUUGCACGAACAGAAGGUGGAGAGCUAGUGGUGCUUGUUACGAGCAGUGUUUGCACGCUCGUCGCACUACGCACUGCUUGCUCUCUCCUUGCGCUAACUUGUCCCACUCUGCUAGCUAGUUAGCUCACAUAGUAAAUAUUGGCUAGCCCAGCUAGCUUGCUUACUGUUGAUUGCUAAAAUGGCCACCAUGGAGAAAUUGAUGAAGGCCUUUGAGAGUCUGAAGUCAUUCCAGCAGCAGCAGGGACCACCAACCGCCGAGGAGCUGGUUCAGAGGCAGAAAAAGGAACAGGCGACCACAAAGAAGGACCGGGUCACACACUGCCUGACAAUAUGUGAAAACAUUGUGGCUCAGUCUCUGAGUCCUGGGAACAGAACCUCUCCAGAGUUUCAGAAACUGCUGGGCAUCGCCAUGGAGAUGUUCUUGCUCUGCAGUGAUGACAGCGAAUCAGAUGUCCGUAUGGUAGCCGAUGAGUGCCUGAACAAAAUAAUCAAAGCUCUGAUGGACUCAAACCUGCCUAGGCUGCAGCUGGAACUGUACAAAGAAAUUAAAAAGAAUGGUGCCUCUCGGAGUCUAAGGGCAGCUUUGUGGAGGUUUGCUGAGCUUGCUCACCUCAUUAGACCACAGAAAUGCAGACCCUACCUGGUCAACCUGUUGCCAUGCCUCUCUCGAAUCACCAAGCGGCAGGAGGAGACCGUACAGGAGACUCUGGCUGCUGCUAUGCCCAAGAUCAUGGGCGCCUUGGGGCACUUCGCCAAUGAUGGCGAGAUCAAGGUGCUGCUGAAGUCCUUUGUGGCCAACCUAAAGUCCAGCUCCCCCACCAUCAGGCGCACCGCUGCCAGCUCAGCCGUCAGUGUGUGCCAACACUCCAGACGCACCAGCUACUUCUACACGUGGCUCCUUAAUGUGCUGCUGGGUCUGCUGGUUCCAGUGGAUGAAGAGCACCCCAGCCACCUAAUUCUGGGGGUGCUGUUAACCCUUCGCUACCUGAUGCCUCUGCUGCAGCAGCAAGUCAACACCACCAGCCUCAAAGGAAGCUUCGGAGUCAUGAGGAAAGAGGCUGAUGUUCAGCCAACACCCGAACAACUGCUGCAGGUGUACGAGUUGACUCUACACUACACACAGCACUGGGAUCACAAUGUGGUCACAGCAGCCCUGGAGCUCUUGCAGCAGAUGUUCAGGACUCCCCCACCAGAGCUUCUGCACAUGCUCAUCACCGCGGGCAGCAUUCUUCACGGCACAGUCUUCCGCCAGGACGCCGAGAGCCGCGCGCGCUCCAGCAGCAUCCGCGAGCUCAUCGCGGGGGGAGGGUCUUCCUGCAGUCCACUCGUUCUCAGGAAACCAAGAGGUAAAAUGCUUUCGGGGGAGGAGGAUGGUUUGGAUGAUGACGCAGAGAGAACAGAAGUCACAACUGGUGUCUUCACAGCGGCAGUCGUUGGCGCAGACGGUUCCUCUGCGGCGCAGGUGGACAUCAUCACCGAGCAACCCCGCUCCUCCCAGCACACGCUGCAGCCCGGCGACUCGGUGGACCUCAGCGCCUCCUCAGAGCAGUGCGGCGGCGGGGCGUCCGCAUCCGACACUCCCGAGUCACCCAACGACAACGAGGAGGAAAUGCUGAGUCGCAGCUCCAGCGGCGGGGCCAACGUCACUCCGGAGACUGCUGACUACACCACGCCAGAGACUGAGGGCGGGCCCUUAGGAGAAGGCGCCACUCUGCUGGGCGCCAAUGAUCGCUCGAUGCCACCCAGCGACUCCUCCCAGACCACCACAGAGGGGCCGGACUCGGCUGUCACACCUUCGGACGUAGCAGAGCUGGUGCUGGAUGGCAGUGAGAGCCAGUACUCCGGGAUGCAGAUUGGGACAUUGCAGGAUGAAGAAGAUGAAGGAGCGGCACCUUCCUCUCAAGAAGAACCAUCGGACCCAAUCAUGCAGUCGGCCCUGGCGCUGAGCAAACCGCAUCUCUUUGAUGGCCGAGGUCACAACCGGCAGGGUUCAGACAGCAGCGUGGACCGCUUGAUACCAAAGGACGAACCUGCUGAACCGGAACCUGACAAUAAGCCAUCACGGAUAAAGGGUCCAAUUGGACAUUAUACUGACCAGGGGGUGGAGCCACUGGUGCACUGCGUUCGGCUUCUUGCUGCUUCCUUCUUGCUGACGGGACAAAAGAAUGGUCUGACACCGGAUAAGGAGGUGCGAGUGAGCGUGAAGGCUCUUGCGGUCAGCUGUGUCGGGGCAGCAGCGGCGCUGCACCCUGAAGCCUUCUUUAAUUCCCUCUACUUGGAGCCGCUGGACGGCGUUCCAGUUGAAGAGCAGCAGUAUAUCAGUGACAUGCUGGGCCUCAUUGACCACGGGGACCCCCAGAUCAGAGGGGCCACAGCCAUCCUCUGUGCCGCCAUUAUACAAGCUGCUCUCACCAAAACACGUUACAACAUACACACCUGGCUGGCCAGCGUGCAGAGUGCAACAGGUAACCCUCUGUCCCUGGUGGACUUGGUACCUUUGCUCCAGAGAACUCUAAGGGACGAAUCCUCAGUCACAUGCAAGAUGGCUUGCUCUGCAGUGAGGCAUUGCAUCAUGACUGUGUGCAGCAGCACUCUGAGUGAGCUCGGCCUGCAGUUGGUGAUAAACCUUCUCCCUCUGAGGGACUCCUCCUAUUGGCUCGUUCGCACAGAGCUUUUGGAGACCCUAGCCGAGCUAGAUUUUCGGUUAAUUAAUUUCCUGGAGAGGAAAACGGAUACUUUGCACAAAGGGGAUCAUCACUACACUGGGCGGCUGCGGCUUCAGGACAGAGUGCUGAAUGAUGUGGUCAUUCGUCUGUUGGGGGAUGAUGACCCCAGAGUCCGCCACGUGGCUGCCUCCGCUGUCAGCAGGCUGGUCUCCAGGUUGUUCUAUGACUGUGACCAGGGUCAAGUGGACCCUGUGGUGGCUAUUGCCCGGGACCAGAGUUCAGUCUACCUGCAGCUGCUGAUGCAUGAGACACAACCCCCGUCCCAGUUCACAGUUAGCACAAUCACCAGGACGUACCGAGGCUACAACUUAUCUAACAAUGUGUCCGAUGUCACAAUCGAGAAUAAUUUGUCCAGAGUGGUUACGGCCGUCUCCCAUGCUUUCACCUCCUCUUCCUCCCGAGCGCUGACUUUUGGCUGCUGUGAAGCCUUGUGCCUCCUGGCUACAAAUUUCCCAGUGUGCACUUGGAGCACGGGCUGGCACUGUGGCUACGUUAGCUCCAGUAGCAGCUUCUCUUCACGCUCUAGUCUCAGCCGCAGCAGAGGCAGGGCCCUUAGUGUGUCUCAGCCUAGCAGUUCUCCAGCCUCUUCAACCACCUCUUCAUCUGCACCGGACAAUGAGCGAAGGACUCUGACAGUAGGAAUGGCCAACAUGGUCCUCUCUUUGCUCUCCUCCGCCUGGUUUCCACUGGAUCUUUCUUCUCACCAGGAUGCACUUUUGCUUUGUGGCAAUCUUCUUGCUGCGGUGGCCCCAAAAUGCAUGCGCAACCCCUGGGCGGGCGAGGACGAAGGCAGCGGCGGUAGCGCCAAUCCGAACCCAAAUAAGAUGGAGGAGCCAUGGGCUGGUCUGUCAGAGCGCUCCCUGGUGGCCAUUGUGGAGCAGCUCUUUUCUCACCUAUUAAAGAUCCUCAACAUCUGUGCCCAUGUGCUGGAUGACAUACCACCGGGACCAGCGGUCAAGGCCACUCUCCCCUCCCUGAGCAAUACCCCCUCCCUCAGUCCCAUCCGCAGAAAAGGCAAGGAGAAGGAUGCUGCUGAGCCCAGUGCUGCUCCAAUGAGUCCAAAGAAAAGUAAUGAGGUCAACACAGGCAGGCCAGCAGACGGCACCGGGUUAACCGCCGUUAACAAAUCUACCACCUUCGGCAACUUCUAUCACCUGCCGCCCUACCUCAAGCUCUAUGAUGUCCUCAAAGCUACACACGCCAACUUCAAGGUGACGCUGGACCUCCACAGUAGUCAGGAGAAGUUUGGAGGAUUCCUGCGUGCCACGCUAGAUGUUCUGUCUCAGCUCCUGGAGCUGGCCACACUACAUGACAUCAGUAAGUGUGUGGAGGAAAUCUUGGGCUACCUGAAGUCCUGUUUUUGCAGAGAACCAACCAUGGCUACUGUUUGUGUACAACAGCUGUUAAAGACCCUUUUUGGCACUAACCUGGCCUCCCAGUGCGAGGGCAUCUCCAGUGGACCCAGCCGCUCUCAGGGCAAGGCUCUGCGUCUCGGCUCGUCCAGCCUGCGGCCGGGCCUCUAUCACUACUGCUUCAUGGCACCGUACACGCACUUCACUCAGGCUCUGGCCGACGCUAGUCUCCGUAACAUGGUGCAGGCUGAACAGGAGCAGGACACCUCUGGGUGGUUUGAUGUGAUGCAAAAGGCUUCAAACCAGCUGCGGUCCAACAUUGCAAAUGCAACCCGAAACAGAGGAGACAAGAAUGCCAUCCACAACCACAUUCGUCUGUUUGAGCCACUGGUGAUUAAAGCUUUGAAGCAGUACACUACCAGCACCUCCGUGGCCCUGCAGAGGCAAGUACUGGACCUGCUUGCCCAACUUGUGCAGCUCAGAGUCAACUACUGCCUGCUUGACUCGGAUCAGGUCUUCAUUGGUUUUGUCCUGAAGCAGUUUGAAUACAUUGAAGUGGGACAGUUCAGAGACUCGGAGGCCAUCAUUCCCAACAUCUUUUUCUUCCUGGUGCUGCUGUCUUAUGAGCGUUACCACUCCAAGCAGAUAAUUAGCAUCCCCAAAAUCAUCCAGCUGUGUGACGGCAUCAUGGCGAGCGGAAGGAAAGCUGUCACACACGCCAUCCCAGCUUUGCAGCCGAUCGUCCAUGAUCUGUUUGUUUUGAGGGGGUCAAACAAAGCGGAUGCAGGCAAAGAGCUCGACACGCAGAAAGAAGUGGUGGUCUCCAUGCUGCUCAGACUUGUGCAACACCACCAGGUGUUGGAGAUGUUCAUCCUCGUUCUGCAGCAGUGUCACAAAGAGAAUGAGGACAAGUGGAAGAGGUUGUCCCGACAGAUCGCUGACGUCAUACUUCCCAUGAUUGCCAAGCAGCAGAUGCACCUGGACUCUCCGGAAGCGUUGGGAGUGUUGAACACUCUGUUUGAAACUGUAGCGCCCUCCUCCCUCAGACCUGUAGACAUGCUGCUCAAGAGUAUGUUCACCACGCCGGUAACCAUGGCGUCCGUGUCUACAGUCCAGCUGUGGGUGUCCGGUAUCCUGGCGGUGCUCCGGGUCCUCGUCUCCCAGUCCACUGAGGACAUUGUCCUGUCGCGGGUCCAUGAACUCUCUCUCAGCCCGCAUCUCCUCUCCUGCCACACAAUCCGUCGCCUGCAUCAGCCGAGCUUUUCCCCGAGUGACCCACCUGCUGCCGACACGCUCCUCAACCAGGAACCUUUUGGUGAGGCACAAAGGGCCCCACCCGAGGACACCUUUGCCAGGUUCCUUCUCCAGCUAGUAGGAGUGUUGCUGGAUGACAUUUCCUCCAGACAGGUUAAAGUUGAUAUUACAGAGCAGCAACACACCUUCUACUGCCAGCAGCUGGGCACACUGCUCAUGUGUCUCAUACAUGUCUUCAAAAGUGGAAUGUUCCGCAGAAUCACAGCUGCAGCCAGCCGUCUCCUAAAGGGCGAGGGUGGAAGUGCAGUUGGACCGACUGGCACCGAAGCCGCUCUGUUUUACCCCUUAGAGGGCCUGAACAGCUUGGUGCAGUGCUUGAUCACCACUCACCCCUCUCUGGUGCUACUUUGGUGCCAGGUCCUCCUCAUCAUCGACUACACCAACUACUCCUGGUGGACCGAGGUGCACCAGACUCCCAGGGGACACAGCCUGUCGUGCACAAAGCUGCUGAGCCCUCACUCCUCAGGGGACGGCGAGGAUGAUAAGCCCGAGGAGCGCUUAGCUAUGGUGAACCGAGAGAUUGUACGCAGGGGAGCCCUCAUCCUCUUCUGUGACUAUGUGUGUCAGAACCUGCAUGACUCGGAGCAUCUGACCUGGCUGAUUGUCAACCACGUGCGUGACCUCAUCAGCCUUUCCCAUGAGCCUCCAGUGCAGGACUUCAUCAGCGCUGUGCACCGCAACUCCGCUGCCAGCGGCCUCUUCAUCCAAGCCAUCCAGUCUCGCUGUGACAACCUCAACACACCUACCAUGUUGAAGAAGACUCUGCAGUGUUUGGAAGGCAUCCACCUGAGUCAGUCUGGCUCCCUGCUGAUGCUCUAUGUGGACAAGCUGCUCGGUACACCCUUCAGGGUUCUGGCUCGCAUGGUGGACACACUGGCGUGCCGCAGAGUGGAGAUGCUGCUGGCUGAGACACUACAGAACAGUGUAGCUCAGCUUCCUGUGGAGGAACUGGACAGGAUCCAGGAAUACCUCCAGACCAGUGGCCUGGCUCAGAGGCAUCAGAGGUUUUACUCCCUGCUGGACAGGUUCAGAGCCACUGUUGCCGACACCAGCAGCCCCACACCUCCUGUGACGUCCCACCCCUUGGAUGGGGAUCCCCCACCUGCCCCCGAGCUGGUCUCUGCAGAUAAGGAGUGGUACGUGGCUCUGGUGAAGUCUCAGUGUUGUUUCCGUGGAGAUGUUUCCCUGUUGGAGAUGACAGAACUCCUCACCAAACUUCCUCCCACCGACCUCCUGGAUAUCAUGAGCUGCAAGGAAUUCAACCUAAGCCUGCUGUGUCCAUGUCUCAGUAUGGGUAUGCAGCGGUUAGCACGAGGUCAGGGGGCGCUCUUGUUGGAGACAGCUCUGCAGGUGACCCUAGAGCGGCUAGCAGGGGUCACAGGGUCACUUCCUGUGCCCCACCAGUCCUUCCUUCCGCCCGCUCAGUCACAGCCCUACUGGAACCAACUAGCUGCUGUGUACGAUGAGCCGGGUUUCUACCCCGGGGUUUUGUCGCUGUGCAGAGCGCUGUCGCAGUACCUGCUUAGUGUGAGCCAGCUGCCUUCCUCACUUCAUAUCCCCUUUGACAAGGAACAUCUUAUCACUACUUUCACCUGCACUGCUGCCGAGGUUGUAGCGUGGCGCCUCCUGCAGAACCAGUUGCCCCUGAGUGUGGACCUGCAGUGGGCUCUGUCCUGUCUGUGUCUGGCCCUGCAGCAGCCCUGCGUCUGGAACAAACUCUCCACCCCGGAGUACGCCACACACACCUGCUCCCUCAUCUACUGCCUACACCUCAUCAUCGUUGCAGUGGCUGUCAGUCCUGGCGACCAGCUCCUGUAUCCAGAGAAGAAAAAGACGAAGGCAGAGAGCGAUGCUGAAGCAGAUGAAGUUGACUCUGCACAUGCUGACAACACGUUGGAGCGGAAAGCAUGUGAUAUUAUGGCGGAGCUGGUGGAAGGCCUGCAGAGCAUCCUUGCCCUGGGUCACCAUAGAAACAGUGUUUUCCCUGCUUUUCUCACGCCAACCUUGCGCAACAUUGUCAUCAGUCUGUCUCGACUGCCUCUAGUCAACUGCUACACCCGAGUACCUCCACUGGUUUGGAAACUGGGCUGGUCCCCUCAGCCAGGAGGAGAAUACGGCACAACGCUGCCUGAGAUCCCUGUUGACUUCCUGCAGGAAAAGGAUGUCUUCCGAGAGUUCCUCUACCGCAUCAACACACUAGGCUGGAGCAGCAGGACUCAGUUUGAGGAGACCUGGGCCACACUACUGGGGGUGCUGGUCACCCAACCCAUCACUAUGGACCAGGAGGAGGAGACACAGCAGGAGGAGGACUUGGAGCGUACACAGUUGAAUGUUUUAGCAGUGCAGGCCAUCACCAGCCUGGUGCUGAGUGCCAUGACCCUGCCUACUGCUGGCAAUCCUGCAGUCAGCUGUCUGGAACAGCAGCCACGCAACAAGAGCCUCAAAGCGCUGGAAACACGGUUUGGAAGGAAACUUGCAAUGAUCAGAGGCGAGGUGGAGAGAGAGAUUCAGGCUCUUGUGUCAAAGCGAGACAAUGUUCAUACGCACCACCCGUACCAUGCCUGGGACCCUGUGCCCUCCCUAUCGGCAGCAUCCGCUGCUGGCACGCUGAUCAGCCACGAGAAGCUGCUGCUUCAGAUUAACACGGAGAGGGAGUUGGGCAACAUGGACUACAAACUGGGACAGGUCUCCAUCCACUCUGUGUGGUUAGGUAACAACAUCACCCCACUGAGAGAGGAAGAAUGGGGUGAGGAUGAAGAGGAUGAAGCAGACACUCCGGCACCCAUCUCCCCGCCAGUGUCUCCUAUCAAUUCAAGGAAGCAUCGUGCAGGUGUGGACAUUCAUUCAUGUUCCCAGUUUCUGCUGGAGCUGUACAGCCAGUGGCUAAUCCCUGGCUCCCCGAGUAACAGGAAGACCCCGACCAUACUCGUCAGUGAAGUGGUCCGAUCGCUGCUGGCGGUGUCGGACCUGUUCACAGAGAGGAACCAGUUUGAAAUGAUGUUCUCCACCCUGAUGGAACUGCAGAAGCUCCAUCCUCCGGAGGAUGAGAUCCUCAAUCAAUACCUUGUGCCGGCCAUCUGCAAGGCAGCUGCAGUACUGGGAAUGGACAAAGCAAUAGCGGAGCCUGUUUGUCGCCUGUUGGAGACGACCCUACGCAGCACCCACCUGCCCAGCCGCAUGGGGGCUCUGCAUGGAGUGCUGUAUGUGUUGGAGUGUGACCUGCUGGAUGAGACAGCCAAACAGCUCAUCCCCGCCGUCUCUGAGUACCUGCUGUCCAACCUCAGGGCGAUCGCUCACUGUGUGAACUUGCAUAACCAGCAGCAUGUGUUGGUGAUGUGUGCCGUGGCCUUCUACAUGAUGGAGAACUACCCUCUGGAUGUAGGAGCUGAGUUUAUGGCUGGAAUCAUACAGCUGUGUGGCGUGAUGGUGUCGGCCAGCGAGGACUCCACCCCCUCCGUCAUCUAUCACUGUGUGCUGCGCGGCCUGGAGCGCCUCUUGCUGUCGGAGCAGUUGUCGCGCGUGGACGGAGAAGCUCUGGUCAAACUCAGCGUGGACAGAGUCAACAUGCCGUCCCCACACAGAGCCAUGGCCGCCCUCGGCCUCAUGCUCACCUGCAUGUACACCGCGGUGCUUGCGUCGGGUUCAGACGUGACAGGGGUUAGAGGUCAGGUUGGCUCUGGCUCUGCCGUAGCAGAGUGGGUGGGCGUCACAGCCGGUCAUGUUGGUUUCUCCUCAGGAAAAGAGAAAGCCAGCCCUGCCAGUCGCCCCGCCCACUCUGACCCCCAGGCCCCGGACAGCGAGUCCGUCAUUGUUGCCAUGGAGAGAGUCUCUGUGCUCUUUGACAGGAUCCGGAAAGGUUUACCCAGCGAGGCCCGGGUGGUGUCCAGGAUCCUGCCCCAGUUUCUGGACGACUUCUUCCCGCCACAGGACGUCAUGAACAAGGUCAUCGGAGAGUUUCUGUCCAAUCAGCAGCCUUACCCACAAUUUAUGGCCGCGGUCGUCUACAAGGUGUUCCAGACCCUCCAUGCCACAGGCCAGUCUUCUAUGGUGCGAGACUGGGUGCUGCUCUCCUUGUCCAACUUCACCCAGAGGACACCAGUGGCCAUGGCCAUGUGGAGCCUCUCCUGUUUCUUCGUCUCUGCCUCCACCUCCCAGUGGAUAUCAGCCCUGCUGCCGCACGUGAUCAGCCGCAUGGGCUCCAGCGAGGUGGUGGACGUCAACCUGUUCUGCCUGGUCGCCAUGGAUUUCUACCGGCACCAGAUUGACGAGGAGCUGGACCGCAGGGCUUUCCAGUCUGUCUUUGAGACCGUGGCCUCGCCAGGCAGCCCUUAUUACCAGCUGCUGGGCUGUCUGCAGUCCAUCCACCAGGAUACAUCGCUCUGAGGGCACGAACGGGGAAGGACACAAAGGCACAGAGAGAGCGAGAGAGAGAGAGGGGCGAGGAUGAAGCACAGUGUGGUAGACCGGGAAAUUAGAUGACCAUGUUGUACAUGCCCUCGUGUUGCAAUGAAGGGGGACGACAGAAUGUUUCGUUCUAAAAUAGAUCUACUGUAGCCUCCCACCGCUCCCUCCUUUACGCUGAUGUCACAUGAGUAGAACUACUGAUGGCAGAAUAAUGAAUUCCGUAGAAAAUCAAGGGCAGAUCUGAAAUUCUCGUCAGCGUCAGGGCUUACGUCAAAGGAAUGUAAGAAGAGUGCACCUACUGAAAGACACCGGCUGCAAAACCUUCCCUUCCACAGAACAUUCGUCCAGAUGAAUGACAGAACCUUGAACACCUCCUCCUACCCAGCACCUUGAUUAAAAAAAACUAUAAAAAGAAAUAUAACAUCGCUCAAACACAAACAUUGGAUUUGUUUAUUUUCCUGUGAGGACUUGAGUAUUGUGAUGUCAGUAAAGUAAAAUAGAGAAGGAAUAAAAAACAAAAAACUAAAUGCAAAGUAUUUACUAUAUUUAAAGUUUCAAUGCAUCUAUUUUUCAGUGCGUUCUGUAAAAGAUUGCUUAUGGUGUCGUUAGGACACUGACGAUGGGCUGACACACGGCGGGGUCAGACGCGCCGUCUUGAUGUUGUCAAUUAGUGUCUUUGAAGACCCUUUUUUUUUUUUAUACAAGUUACUUGUGUCCAUCUCUGACGCACACAAGUUAAAUAGUACAUAUUUGUUGUGUAACAAUGACCAUUAAUAGCCAUAGUUCUUUUAUUUAUUCAUUUUUCUUCCAAUGGGGAUGGAUGUUGUGAUUUGUCACUGCAGAAAGACCAACUUGUUUUCUGGAUGUUCUAGUGAAUGGACAAAGAGGUAGGCUGGUAUGCACUGGGAGUAAUAUAAAGGCUCUUAUCAGUUCCAACAGUGUAUUUAACAUUUAAGAUGAUGGGCAAUGUCGAGCAAGUGAAAUACCAAAAUUGCAGCGACGUCUUUUGUAACCAGUAGCAGGGGUGAACGUUGCUUCUUAUGAUUUUUACCACAUUGCUUAUGUCUCGUCCUUUAAAAAAAAAAAAAAAAACCUGCUGCUCGUGUACACCUGAAUGACUCCACCUGUCCAUUUCUUUUACUUUUUAAAUACUCAGGAUGUAAAAUGUGACUUUUGUUAUAAGACUGGAUGUAAAAUGCAGUCUUUAAAUGAAGGUACCUUUUGAAAAGAAAAAGUAAUGGUAGUUUGAAGUUGUACAAAUGCCAAGGUGCAUGAUAAAAUCCAAACUUUAAAAAUGAGAUCUUAACGUGGACAUUUAGAGCACUUUCUGUCUGUCUUAACACAUACAUGAUCAGCAAAAUGAGAAUCUGUGGGCAGAAAGCUUUGAGUGCCAAGUACCUCGUUGAAGACCGUGUGUUGCCUGGGAGCGUGCUGGGCGGCGUUACUCUGUACAUACACUUGCCUUAGAUGAAGACUGUAUACACGUAUGUCCUGUACACUGAAAGCAUGCUUAGCAUUACUGCUAUUUUCUUGCAUAGUCCUUCAUACUGUAAUUCUGUGGGUGCGGUUGCUAUGACUGCUGUGAGGAAGCGUUGCGACACAAUCUAAAGGACCCUCGUAACCUUAGAGACCAAUGAGGGAUUGUCGCCUGGUGAUGCCACAUGACAGGGGGCCUAUUCUGUCUUUGUUGGGCUUUAAAUAUUGUUUUUGUCCCAGUUAAAGACUGCUAAAUAUCUCAUUGUCUUUGUGCAGAGUACUUAAAGCACCUGAAAACUCAAGUUCCUCACAUGUUGAUGAUAGGCACUUAGAUAUGCAAUGAGUCCUGCAGUGCAGCAAAGUAAAAACAUCACCACGGUACUUUGUGUGCUCAAUGUGUCACCACUUUCCACCCUCCACAGCAACGUGACUGGAUUCCUAUUGAUCAUGUUUAAAUAACGUAUUCGCUCAAUAAAUGACCAGCUCUACAGCUGUCAUUUAAAUUUGACAUGCGCCGGAAUGAGAGUGCUGUUUUUCGAACAUAUACAGUGUCUUCAAGGUCAGUUUGGGGUUGCGUGGCGCGAAAAGAAAUUGCGGAUGACUGAUCCUUUUUUUUUUUGCAGUACUUACUUUACAAAAGCAGACUUAGGGGCCUAUUCUCUGGUCUCCAAUAAGAAGAGCGGGGCACUGGCUGGGGACCCCUGCGGGGCGGAUAAUGCGAUUACCCAGAAUUUCUUUGUGGUUUGGGGAAAUGGGCGUGGAAGUCAUGUUCAACUAAUUUGGCAUGCUUAUCUUUAACUUUGUUUUUCCUCUGCAGCUCAGAUUUUAUGGUUAUUGAUUUUGGCCUAAUGAAAAAGCUGAGAAUCAGUGCGGUUUCAUUUUUCUCUCUGCCAAGUUAUUUUACAUGCGCCGCAAUUUCUACGGUCUUUCAAAUGGUAUGUUGUUGCUUGGCUUUAAAAAAAAAAAAACUUGUCCUUUUCUGGAAAUAUAGUUCAAUGAGGAAAAUAUAUUUAUACAGUCAUAAUAGAAGUAUUAUAUAAAAAACUAUGAUCUCUAGUUUCUUGUCUGAAUCCCCAACAGGACCGUCAAGCCUUCUCAAACUUUUUUUUAAUAUUCUGUAAAGUAUAAAGAUUGUGUAUUUCAGUUCAUUUAAAUAUUUUCAAGAGAUAAUCACUGGAUAUGAGCUGUUGUAGAAAUUAAUAAAUUAUUUAAAGACAUUAAGUGUGAUGUGAAUAAAAUGAUUUCCAUCAGGAGAACG
Messenger RNA from Gasterosteus aculeatus aculeatus (three-spined stickleback), 12650 nucleotides. RefSeq names its product huntingtin (gene htt). The record is from RefSeq and is a predicted model, not a curated record. Gene Ontology annotation, cellular component: cytoplasm; nucleus. Lineage: Eukaryota; Metazoa; Chordata; Actinopteri; Perciformes; Gasterosteidae.